UGGCAUUGACGUAAAGCACUGUCAAUGUCAUUAGUGUCAAUGGCUUAUGUGAUCAAUAAUAAAAUGGAGUAAUUUAUUAUACAAAUAAUCCUUUGUUUAUCAUGAGUCUUUCCAGUUUUUGUCUUUAAAAAGUGUAACAACGAUUAGCAAUUGUGGGAUACUGUUACAGACAUACUGUUGGUCUGUAUCUAAUAAUGAUUCGACAUCUGCUAAUUAUGUCAGGACUAAGCUCCAGCUGUACAAGAGAUUGUUCGGGUAGAGGAGAAUGCUACAAUGGCACGUGCAUGUGCGAUAUUCGUUUCACCGGUGAUGUUUGUGAUGGUCCGAACUUGCCCUAUCACACCGGUAUCGGAGGGGUGUUUUUCUUAAUCAGUCUGGUUUGCGCUAUCCAGUUAAUUACGUGCAUUGUAUCCGAAUACAGUAGACUCAAGGCUCCUACUCUGCUGAAAGCUUGCAAAAUCACCACCCAAAAGCUGAUCUAUUUCGUGACGUUUCUUGCUAGUUUGAUUAGAGGAGCUUAUUUUAUAUUUCCGGAAUUAUUCGAGUAUGGUUGGUCUAACAGUCUGUUAUCCUCGUAUUAUCCUCUACUCAUGUCCAGCGCAUCGCUUAUAGUUUGCUUUUGGGCAGAGGUGUUUCACAUACCGGGUAUUCGUUGGGACCGUCCGCAGUUUCUUUCCAAAUCAUUCCUGGCCUUCGUCACGUUCAACAUCAUCAGUUACAGUCUCUUGUUGGCCGAAUUCGUAACGACUCAAUUCACCGAACCGCCUUCGGACGAUCCCGGUUUCUAUCAUCACUUGUUCAACGGUUGUUAUGCCGUGUUGAUGUUCAUCGUGGUGGUUUUCUUUCUUAUUUACGGUGUCGAAGUCUAUUUCAAGGUAAGAGGCGGAUUCAUAUCAAAAUCCUUGCAACUGGCGAGCAACUCCUUCGAAACGGAACCAUUGAAGGAUGAAUCGACAAUAAAGCAACAGAUCAAUUUCUCCCAAUUGCACCAAUCCCGGAUCGGCUUGUUGAGUCAAGCAUUGAUGCUGAUCAUCAUAUCCGGGUUUUUGUUUUCGGAAACGCUGUCCGAAUUUUGGAAAACAAAGGUUCCGAUAAAUUCGAGAAAUCUCCACAACAUCGUUUUUCGCAUAGUCGAAAUCGGCGUGGCCGUAUGGUUUCCGGCCGUGCUCUGGAACUGCAUGCAACCGUCGGAACUUUGGAUAUUGAAUCCGCGCAAGCUAUUGGCCAACAGAGUCGAACAGCAAAAGAACGAAAACGUUGCCGAUGAAAACGCCAAGGUCGAGAGCGACAACGAAGCCUUCCUGGACAAGAGGGAAUGCUGGAUUUGUUACGACGCCGAUAAGAAGGAGCCUUUGAUUCAGCCGUGCGAUUGUACCGGGGACGUAUCAAGCGUUCAUCACGAAUGCCUUCGAAGAUGGUUAAUGGAAAGCUCGUCGUCGAGCAACGAGGCGUUGAAAUGCAAAGUGUGCAACUACGAAUACGACAUAUACAAGAGCACCGAGGUGAAAUGGGACCGCGGCUUUACGGCCCAACAUUGCAGCUGUACGGCCUUCAUCGUUACCUGCAUGUGUCUGGCGGUAGCCGGCGCUUGGAUCGUCAUCCAGCUCUAUCCAAAUCCUUACAUACGAAUGUGCAGCGCCAGCUUCGCCUUGAUGAUUCUAUAUGUGUGCAUCAAAUUUUUGGGUCAAAAUACGUUGAGCGCUUACCAACGCGCCAAGGUGGCAGCUUUGAGCAUCGGAAAUCACGUGACGACCAUCAGCGGGAACGUCAAUCAAGAUGAUCUGGUGGUCGAGGGAGCGUUGCCGGCGGCUCGAGCGCAAGUCGUACAGUAAACGCGUUAAGUUGUUGGAUUUUUUCUUUUUUUUUUUAUUCAACAUUCCGGAGUAGGUUUCUAAAAGCAGGUGCUCUUAUUUUUUUUGUAAAUUCCGAUAUACGGCCUCGAUGGCGACGUGCAUACAGGAUGAUUAAUUUUUUUUUUGUUGACUAUUAAUUGCGUUACAACGGUAAUUAGUAACUUCCCGGUAAAUUCUGGUCGUAACAGAAGCGAUCUGUGUACGUUCGAUAGCAGUUCUUGUUUUUAGUCGUGCUGUAGAUUAAAUCUAUUUGUGAAAAUUUUAUUUUAUUUUUGUAUUUUUCAAAAAUAGAAGUAAUUUUACGACUAACACACUGCACUGCUUUGAAAUUAGUUAAAUUACUACCGGUGCACUUCAUCCAGUUUUUAACAUUUUACAUCGAUUAAAACUCAAUAGAUUACGCUAGAUUUCUGUAAAUUUACCAAAGUUUUACAGAUAAUUUAACAAAUCUAAUUUUGACGGUUUAAUCUACUUCUUAAAAUUCAAAUCCGAAUUGCUUAUUAGAAAUCUCAUUCGAAUUUUGGUGCUAUAAAUGGUUCUAUGAUGUUGCUGUAGCUACCUGCUUUUUGUUUAUUUUAAACAAAAAUAAAACAAAAAUAUAAAAAUAUGUGAUAUAUAUCUUUUGUAUUAUAUGUAUGAUAUCUUUAAUAUUCCAUUGAAUGUACAGGUUGAGAUAUGGUUACUAUUGGGAUAUAUAAGGUGAUUUAAGGUUGUUUUUCAAUACAUACAUACAUAUGCAAUUUUGUUAUAAAAAAUAAGUAUUAUAAGUCGUAAUUUUCUAGUCGAAAUUGCAAAAAAAUGGAGAGGAGUACAAUUUUUUUU
Molecule: messenger RNA, 2675 nt
Organism: Phyllotreta striolata
Lineage: Eukaryota; Metazoa; Arthropoda; Insecta; Coleoptera; Chrysomelidae
Source: the annotation of a GenBank genome assembly